Glycine soja is the source of this 2380-nucleotide messenger RNA. Its product is annotated as probable endo-1,3(4)-beta-glucanase ARB_01444. The record is from RefSeq and is a predicted model, not a curated record. Gene Ontology annotation, molecular function: endo-1,3(4)-beta-glucanase activity. The coding region runs from base 83 to 2044 and encodes 653 amino acids. NCBI's taxonomy places the organism in Eukaryota, Viridiplantae, Streptophyta, Magnoliopsida, Fabales, Fabaceae. The transcript has a single exon.
UUAGCUUCAUAUUAAGAAGAGACCACAAUCAUUGCAAUAAGCAAACCACAACUCCCAUCCCCUUCUCUCUUCUCCACAAACAAUGUCUUCUUCUUUUCUCUUCCCUCAAACUCAAUCCACAGUCAUCCCAGACCCUUCAACCUACUUCUCACCAAACCUCCUUUCAUCACCACUCCCCACAAACUCUUUCUUCCAAAACUUUGUUAUUCCUAAUGGGACACAGCCUGAGUACAUUCAUCCUUACCUCAUCCAAUCCUCAAACUCUUCACUCUCAGCCUCAUACCCUCUUCUCCUCUUCACCACAGCACUCCUGUACCAAGCUUUUGUGCCAGAUCUCACUAUCUCUGCCUCUAAAACAUACUCAUCAUAUCAACAAAACCGUGUAGUCUCAUCCUACAGUGACCUUGGUGUCACUUUGGACAUUCCAAGCUCCAACCUUAGAUUCUUUCUUGUCAGAGGAAGCCCUUAUAUAACUGCUUCUGUCACAAAGCCAACACCUCUUUCCAUCAAAACAGUGCACACCGUAGUUUCCUUGUCUUCAGAUGAUUACAACACCAAACACACCCUUAAGCUUAACAACACUCAGGCAUGGAUCAUAUACACCUCCUCUCCAAUCUACUUGAACCAUGUUCCUUCUGAGGUUACAUCCAAGCCAUUUUCUGGCAUCAUUCGUAUAGCGGCUUUGCCUGAUUCUGAUUCCAAGUAUGUGGAAACUCUUGACAAGUUCAGUUCUUGUUACCCUGUGUCUGGUGAUGCAGCACUCAAGAAACCAUUUAGUGUUGAGUAUAAAUGGCAAAAGAAACGUUCUGGGGACUUGCUCAUGCUGGCUCACCCUCUUCAUGCUAAGCUUCUGUCAUAUGAUCGUGAUGUUACUGUGCUGAAUGAUUUUAAGUAUAGAAGCAUUGAUGGUGACCUUGUUGGUGUUGUUGGAGAUUCAUGGGUGUUGGAAACCAAUCCUAUUCCUGUGACAUGGAAUUCUAACAAAGGUGUGGAGAAAGAGUCUUAUGGCGAGAUUGUCACGGCGCUUGUUAAGGAUGUUCAAGCGCUGAAUUCUUCAGCAAUAGGAACAAAUUCAUCUUAUUUCUAUGGGAAGCAGGUUGGAAGGGCUGCGAGGUUGGCGUUGAUAGCGGAAGAAGUGUCUUACCCUAAAGUGAUUCCAAAGGUUAAGAAAUUUCUGAAGGAGACUAUUGAGCCCUGGUUGGAUGGAACUUUCAAAGGGAAUGCUUUUCUCUAUGAAAGAAAAUGGCGUGGACUUGUUACUAAACAUGGCUCUACAGAUUCAACUGCUGAUUUUGGGUUUGGAAUUUACAAUGAUCACCAUUUCCAUUUGGGGUACUUCAUUUAUGGAAUUGCAGUUCUUGCAAAGAUUGAUCCUCAAUGGGGACAAAAGUACAAGCCACAAGUUUAUUCACUUGUGACAGAUUUUAUGAACUUGGGCCAAAGAUAUAACUCAGAUUAUACACGCCUAAGGUGUUUUGAUCUUUAUAAGUUACACUCUUGGGCUGCAGGGUUGACUGAAUUUGAAGAUGGAAGGAAUCAAGAAAGUACAAGUGAAGCAGUGAAUGCAUACUAUGCAGCAGCAUUGCUGGGUCUAGCAUAUGGUGACUCAAGUCUUGUUGACACUGGAUCAACGCUGGUGGCGUUGGAGAUUCUUGCUGCACAAACCUGGUGGCAUGUGAAAGCAGAAGACAACUUGUAUGAAGAAGAAUUUGCAAAAGAUAACAGAAUAGUGGGUGUUCUGUGGGCUAACAAGAGGGAUAGUAAACUAUGGUGGGCCCCUGCUACGUGUAGAGAGUGUAGGCUUGGAAUCCAAGUGCUACCCUUGUUGCCUAUUACUGAGACAUUGUUCUCUGAUGCUGAUUAUGUGAAGGAGCUUGUGGAAUGGACAGUGCCCUUUUUAAGUAGUCAAGGGUGGAAGGGGAUGACCUAUGCCUUGCAAGGAAUUUAUGAUAAGAAAACAGCAUUGCAGAAUAUUAGAAAGUUGACAGGUUUUGAUGAUGGGAAUUCGUUCACUAAUCUCUUGUGGUGGAUUCACAGCAGAUGAGGAGGAGGAGUGUUUGCACACAAGCUUCUGGACAAGUUUUUUAUUUUUGCAAUAUUAUUUUUAAAUUUGAUUCUUGUCAACAUAUUUUAUUUUCUGUUAUUUAUGAAAUUCUACAUCUUGUAUCAGUGAUUGUUAAUGUGAUGGGGGUAAAUUUGAGCUUUGGGAAUUUUCAAGAAUUUAACAAAAUUUGCAGUAUAGCAGAUUUUUCUACUGUAUUAGCAGUUCAGUUUCCUGUAAUUUUCAACAGUGUUUCUAGUGCAAAAAAACACACUUUGCUUAUGUUGUCAAGUGGUGUUAAGAGACAAUUGAAUCAAAUCAACAAAUGAUGUUCAAGCC